Messenger RNA from Oenanthe melanoleuca, 2635 nucleotides. RefSeq names its product zinc finger protein 892-like. Bases 110 to 835 code for a protein of 241 amino acids. Gene Ontology annotation, biological process: negative regulation of transcription by RNA polymerase II. The record is from RefSeq and is a predicted model, not a curated record. The transcript has 2 exons. Gene Ontology annotation, molecular function: DNA-binding transcription repressor activity, RNA polymerase II-specific. Lineage: Eukaryota; Metazoa; Chordata; Aves; Passeriformes; Muscicapidae.
CCCGGCCCCGGGGCCAAAGGCGCCAUUGUGGCAGCAUCUGCGCGGCCCGGGAGCGGCUGCAGCGCAGGAUUUUUCAUUCCCAAGGCGUCAGUGGAUAGAGGAGGAGGAAAUGCCCCAGAGAUCGUGCAGGCGGAGGGUCUGCAAACCCAGCCCAGGGAGCUGUAAGGAGGAAAGACCCUCCCUGUGCCGGAUAGGCGGCCGGAGAUCCAGGCGGAGCUCACAGCUGGUGGAGAAGCCUCAUGGAGGGGAGAAGCCCCACAAGUGCUUGGAAUGUGGGAAGGUUUUCAGCUACAUGUCUGACCUGAUGCGACACCAGCGGAUCCACAAUGGGGAACGGCCCUAUGAGUGUGGGAAAUGCGGAAAUGGAUUCAGAGACAGCUCAGACCUGAUCCGGCACCAGGUGAUCCACACUGGGAAAAAGCCCUGCGAGUGUGGGAAAUGUGGGAAGAGCUUCAGAGACAUCUCCCACCUGAUGCAGCACCAGGUGGUCCACACAGGGGAACGGCCCUACACCUGCUUGGAAUGUAGGAAGAGCUUUGGGUGGAGCUCUGCCCUGAGAAGACACCAGCACAUCCAUACCAGGGAGAGGCCCUACAAGUGUCCUGAGUGUGGGAAGAAGUUUAAGACCAGCUCCAAUUGCCUCAAACAUGAGCGGAUUCACACAGAGGAGAGGCCCUUCCGCUGCCCCGACUGCGGGAAGGGAUUCAACCGCAGUGACACCCUCACCAAACACCGGCGCAUCCACACUGGGGAGAGGCCCUACGAGUGUCCUGAGUGUGGGAAGAGCUUCUCACAGAGCUCAACCUUGACCAAACACCAACGGAGACACCACUAAGGGAAGCCCUUGAGUGCCCUGAGUGUGGGAAGAGCUUCGUGCUCUGCUCCAGCUCCAUCCCCCAUGGGAGGAUUGGUGUUAGAUGAUCCCCAGUGACCCCCAUUGGGCAGAGCUCUGUUGAUCCGUGACCCUGGUGAUCUGUGUUGGGAAGACACCUGCUGGGGGGGGCUCUGCAUCAUCCUGUCUCUCUGUGGGCACCUGGAUGGACGCAAGGGCAGGAAUGCCCACUGGGACACAAACGGACGUUGGGAAUCCCUUGGGGAGAGUAGAUUUGUUGACUUUCAACCCCAGGAAAUCUUCUAUAUUCAAUCCUAGCUUCUGGUGGCCUCCAGGAGUACUUAAUGGUCUUGCAGGUCUUUUUCCAUGUGGUGGUUUGUAAAGAUUUCCUGAAAUUUUUUACCUGCUGGAACCUGGGCAGUCUCCCUUGUAUCUGACAAGAACCAGUCAGUGUUGGAUUUUUAUAUUAGCACAUUUUUCAGCAAUAAGCAAGUCUAUGCCUCUUUGUGAAACACGCAUGUAAAGACAAAAAGUCUUCGGGCAAGUUCUCUUUCCCUUCCAACCACUCACAAAGUCACACCAGCCCAGGUCCCCUCCACACGGCCCAGGCCGGGCAGGGGCAGUCAGGCUCUGACUCAGAGCUCAGGAAGCUGCCGGGCCCUGUUUUCAAGCAGGGACCCCGAUAUCCAGGGAAAGGAAAGGAAAGGCCCGUUGCUGACAUCUCUGCCCCCUGGCACGGCCGCGGCUCGGCAGAACCCUGCCCUGCCCCAGCCCGGAGCGGCUCCGAACGGCCGGGCCUGCCCUGCUGCCCCUGCGGCCUGGGGGAAAAACAGCUGAGCCCCGUUCUGGCAAGGCCCCCACAGCCUUGUCUGCUGGGCAGGGUGGAGGAAGAACCCGUGGCCUGGGGCUGGAAUUGAGUGCAGCGGAUGCCGGAGAACAGCCAUGAAACCAGAAACUCAUCACCGCUUCUCUGACUAAACCCUGCAGUCCUCACCCAGCCCCCAGCAUGGCCUUGAACGACUCUUUAUUGUAAAUAACUCUGACUGCCCCACCUGGAAAAUAUCACAAAACCCUCUGCUAGUAUGGCAAGGUAUUAAUUCCUUCAAUGCCUGGAAUAAAACUUUACAGAUACUUUAUUCUCUUUUCUAAAUUAAAAAUAAAAAAUAAAAAAGUAGUAAUACACACAGAAACAAUGUAAAACCACCGAAAUCAUAGAAAAAGUUAAAUCCCAAAUAAAGAAAGAAGAAAAGUCGUGAACUGAAAUUUCUCUUUUUUAAAACUAUGGAGAAAAAACUCUUGUUUCCCUAUAAUAUAUAAAAAUAUUAUGACAUGAAUAUGAUUGUUCUCACUGUAAAUGUAAUCAAAAGCAUUAAAAUUAAAGUAAGCAAAUAUUAAAAUUGCUGUAAUCCCCUAAGUUUAAAUAAUAAAAAAACCCUGGAGUUCCCCCAAAAAAAAAGUAAAAGAAGAAAAACCUCUGUUAUCAAAAUUAAAGCAAAUUCUUGUUUAAGCUGUUAUAAUCCUUAAAGUGUGCCUCAUAAGUUAAUAUAGUCCUCACUAAAGGUUGUGAGAAAAACUCUGAAAAAAAGGGUUUUUACAUAAUAGUCAGGUUUCUAUUCUCCUGGGCAGAUAACUGUAACAUGAAAACCACAAGAAAACUGUUUCUUGUGAAGAAAUCUCCAUAGACUGAAAAAAAGUCUCCUCUUUCAAGUAUAUUAAUAAAAAACUGUUUUAAAGAUGGUAAACUGAGUUGUUUUUUGUAGGUUUUCAGUAUUAAAAAAAAAAAAAGUCUGUGGAAGAAAUCAA